GCGUCAGGUCAGAUGACCGCAGAGACUACAGAAACAUGGCGAUCUUCAGUGUUUAUGUGGUGAAUAAAGCUGGCGGCCUGAUCUAUCAGCUGGACAACCAGAACCCGCGCUCCGAGACAGAGAAGACGUUCAGUUUCCCGCUGGAUCUGGUUCUCAAGGUGCACGACGAGCGCGUGCUGGUGUCCUUCGGGCAACGGGACGGCAUUCGAGUGGGACAUGCCGUGCUCUCCAUUAAUGGGAUAGAUGUGAAUGGCAAAUAUACAGCGGAAGGAAUUGAAGUCAUGGAAUACCUGGGAAACCCCUCCAAUUAUCCUCUCUCCAUCCGCUUUGGGCGGCCCCGGCUCUCGUCCAAUGAGAAACUUAUGCUGGCCUCCAUGUUCCACUCGUUAUUUGCCAUUGGAUCUCAGCUCUCCCCAGAGUCUGGAAGCUCCGGCAUUGAAAUGCUGGAAACGGACACCUUCAAGCUGCACUGUUUCCAGACCCUGACUGGUAUAAAGUUCAUGGUGUUGUCAGACCCACGUCAGGCUGGCAUAGACGCAUUGCUCCGCAAAAUUUAUGAACUGUAUUCUGACUAUGCUCUCAAAAACCCGUUUUACUCCUUGGAGAUGCCAAUUAGGUGUGAACUCUUUGAACAGAAUUUGAAGUCUGCCUUGGAAGUAGCAGAGAAAGCCGGAACCUUUGGACCCAGUUCUUAGCUUGCAACACCAGAAUAUCCUUAUGAAAAGCAAGUGCGCAGGCCAUUGCAGGAACCUUAAUGGCUGAACAUGCCUUGCACUGCCUUUAUUGUAUAUAGUGUAAAAUUGGUAACUUAUAACUAUAAUUUGAUAUUAAGCACAUGUGAGCCGCCACAUACGCAGUUUUUUUAUGUGCUGCCAUGUGGGUGUAGUUUGCCCCACAAUACUUAGCCUUUCAAGCCCGUUUUAAAAGAGACCCUACAGGGGUUUUCUUACCUCAGUAAAUGGCAUUUAUCCUGUAGAGAAAGUUAAUACCAGGCACUUACUAAUGUAUUGUGAUUGUCCAGAUUGCCUCCUUUGCUGGUUUAAAUCAUAUUUUUUUUUAUCACAUUAUACACUGCUCGUAUCCAUGUGUUGUGGCCAUCCUGCAAUCCAGCAGUGGUAGCCGUGCUUACACACUAUAGGAAAAAGCUGCAGGAGUGCACAUAGGCAGGCUCUUUUUCCUAUAGUGGACAAGCACGUCCACCGCUGCUGUAUUGCAGAGUGGUCAUAGCGCCUGUAUUAGCGCAAAAAAAUUAUACAAGCCAGCAAAGGAGGCGAUAUGGACAAUCGCAAUACAUUAGUGUUGCUGUGUAUUAGGCCUCUUGCACACUAAUAUGUGCGUCCCGUGGCCAUGCUGCGACCGCAAAUUGCGGACCACAAUGCAUGAACAUCCAUCGUAGGGCAGCCGCAGCGGAUCUCGUACCCAUUCACUUUAAUGGUUCCGCGAUCUGGCCGUUCCGCAAAAAGAGAGAACAUGUCCUAUCUUUUUGCCGAACGGAAGUAUGGGACGAAACCCCACGGAAGCGCU
Messenger RNA from Bufo bufo (common toad), 1524 nucleotides. RefSeq names its product trafficking protein particle complex subunit 4 (gene TRAPPC4). Bases 36 to 695 code for a protein of 219 amino acids. The record is from RefSeq and is a predicted model, not a curated record. Gene Ontology annotation, biological process: endoplasmic reticulum to Golgi vesicle-mediated transport. The transcript is spliced from 5 exons. NCBI's taxonomy places the organism in Eukaryota, Metazoa, Chordata, Amphibia, Anura, Bufonidae. Gene Ontology annotation, cellular component: TRAPP complex.